AUGCGGUCGCGCGUGGAGUCAUCACCCCAAUCGCCUGCUCGUACCGAAGGUUUGAAACAGCUUUCCUCUGAUGAAAGUCUGCCGCCGUAUUGUAAGUUGCUUGCUGACGUUUUAAUCGAUACGAAGAAGGAAUUGGCCGAUCUGGCCCGUCAAUGUCGUGAUAUUUUAGCCGAGAACAGAUCUUUGAUAAAGGAAAACUUGUUGUUAAGGAAACAAAUCAGUUCUUUAAUGUCAUGCAACACGUUAUCUGAGUCUCAAGGGCAUGUCGAAGUUGCAAGUUCUAACUUGAUCUCCUCUGAUACCGCAUCCGCAGUCGAUGCUGAUCUACAGCGUUCGAUCGUCAUAGCUGGCGUGCCAGAGUACCGAUCCCUUAACUCUGUUGAAAGAGCAAACCACGAUUAUCAGUGUAUUUGUUCUAUUUUGAGCUUUUUGGAUAUAGAGUGCAUACCUUCAGUUGUAUACCGCAUGGGAGUUCGAAAUUCAAAUCGACCUAGACUCAUAAAGGUAGUUAUGCCAUCUAGUAAAUUCCAGCGACAAGCGGUCCAGAGAGCGCCACGUCUGCGCUUCUUCUCUCAUAAGGGAGUCUAUCUACGUCCUUCCCUAACUAAAGAAGAGAGGGAGCGCAGACGUAAGGAGCGUCUGGGCAGCUUGUCUUCCCCUCAAGAUGUUAAUGUUGGUAGUGCCCCAGUUUCGUUAUCAAGCAGUUCUCAUCGUGAUCAGAGUACUGAUGUCAACAAUGUUUCAACGAAUGUGGUACGUGCGGGAAACCUCUCAUAG
Haemonchus placei is the source of this 777-nucleotide messenger RNA. Lineage: Eukaryota; Metazoa; Nematoda; Chromadorea; Rhabditida; Trichostrongylidae. The record is from the annotation of a GenBank genome assembly.